ACCAACACCCCAAAAACCAUAUCCUGCAAAUAACUAAAUAUAACGACCACUUUUCUCAUUACUCAAUUUCACUAGUCAUGACUACAAUAUGUAGCAAGCAGCUUUUCCUGCAGCAGCUGAAAGGAGUCGUGAGCCCGAAACUGCAACUUUCGUCGAAUCUGUUUAGUCCUCGGAUUCAGUUAUCUGAAAACAGUAAAAAUCGCGGUUCUAGGCUAGUUUUAGGUGGUGAUUUUUCAGGGUAUGUUGUUAGUAGAGCAUCUCCAUCAAACAGUAGCAUUACUCCAGCUGGUGAUGAUGAAGAAGGUGUUUCAUUGGGUACAAUGAAACUGCCUAUGAAUACUGAUCUUGUUAGAUUCGAGUCGUUGCUAUUUCAGUGGGCAAAUAGUAUGAGCCAAGGUGCCCAGCUACCACUUCCUAUGCCUCUAAAGGUUGACAAAAUUGAAGGAGGAGUAAGGCUGGGGUUCAUAACAAUCGGUGAUGGUGUGACUGAGGUCCCGGUGUACAUUGACUGUUUGGUAUUUCCUGCAGCGGCUGGAUCAACGCCUUUUUUCAGAGCUGUAAGAGAUGGGCCGAUGAAAGACAAGUCACCUCCCGGUGAGCCUAGAAUCAUGAAAAGCCUUCUUGCCGCCCUUAAGAAGUCGGUUGAAUUAGCUGCCCUUUGAGAAGAAUGUACAUCUUAUUUUCUUAUGAAUAUUAUGAUAUAUCUUGGUUUGGAAAAGUGAUGGUAACUGAAUGUUACAUUUGUUUGCAUUGAAGAAUGACUAUGUUAUGAGUUUCAGAAUUA
Messenger RNA from Erigeron canadensis, 784 nucleotides. RefSeq lists its product as uncharacterized. NCBI's taxonomy places the organism in Eukaryota, Viridiplantae, Streptophyta, Magnoliopsida, Asterales, Asteraceae. The record is from RefSeq and is a predicted model, not a curated record. Bases 78 to 662 code for a protein of 194 amino acids. Gene Ontology annotation, cellular component: chloroplast stroma; chloroplast thylakoid membrane. The transcript has 3 exons.